Messenger RNA from Eimeria necatrix, 471 nucleotides. Its product is annotated as 40S ribosomal protein S19, putative. The transcript has 4 exons. Gene Ontology annotation, biological process: translation; ribosomal small subunit assembly. The record is from RefSeq and is a predicted model, not a curated record. Bases 1 to 471 code for a protein of 156 amino acids. Gene Ontology annotation, cellular component: cytosolic small ribosomal subunit; ribosome. Lineage: Eukaryota; Apicomplexa; Conoidasida; Eucoccidiorida; Eimeriidae. Gene Ontology annotation, molecular function: RNA binding; structural constituent of ribosome.
AUGGAUGCAUUUCUCGAAGGAUUUGGGCUCGGGCCCACCCAUGUGUACACUGUGAAGGAUGUGACAGCCCAGAAGUUUAUUGAGGCCUAUGCAAACCACCUGAAGAAGAGGGGCAAAUUCCAGGUCCCCAUGUGGGCGGAUUUGGUGAAGACAGGAUAUGGAAAAAGCUUGGCUCCCCACGACCCUGAUUGGAUAUUCAAGCGCGCUGCCGCUAUCCUGCGUCAUCUGUACCUCCGCCCAAGCUGCGGCGUGGGGGCUUUUAGAAAAGUGUUUUCUUGCAAAACUGGCAAGAAGUGCAGCCCUGGCCACACCAGCAAGGCCAGCGGGAAGAUCAUCCGUUACAUUCUUCAGCAGUUUGAGACCAUGGGCCUUGUCGAGUCACGGCCUGACAACGGCAGGCGCUUGACAAAGAUGGGGCAGAAGGAAUUGGACGUUAUUGCCCGUCAGUGUGUGGCUCCCUCAUCAGCGUAA